AUGCCUGCGAUGUUUGCUGGCUCCACUGGGUCCUAUGGGGCAGGUGGGAUGCUCGGCCUGUCUGCUGGGGGCUUUUCUGGCGGUGGCCUUAGCUCAGGUAUGGGCCUUCACUCCGGAGCCGGUCUGGGUCUGGGCAUGGGCAUGGGGCUGGGACUUGGAGGAAUGGGUCUCGGUAUGGGUAUGGGUAUGGGGGGUGUGGGUGGAGGGGCCUCUACUUUAGGCUUAGGCCUGAGAGGUGCAGGGAUGUCGGCCGGAGCUGGAGCUGGAGCGGUAGGUGGAGGUGGAGCAGCAGCAAUGCUCUCCUCCAUGGGUGGAUCUGGAGCCAGAGCUGGUGGAGUUGGCGGCAGUGCUGCCGCUUCAGGUGCUGGUGCUACCGGUGGUGCUGCGUCUGCUUCGUUUGGGACUCUCAUGUCACGGGAGACUCAGAAGAGCACUCUGUCUUCGCUGAACACACGCUUCUCCAGCUUUGUGGCGCGGGUACAGGACCUUCAGAGGGAGAACAGCGCUCUGGAGGCUCGUCUGACCGAGCUGACCGGCGGCUCGGACAUGACCACCGACACCAACAUCACAGUGUCAGCGGCCGAGCAGGAAACACAGCUGCAGGAGUACCGCGACAACAUUGCCAAGGCCUCCAUCGACGUGGUGAAACUGGAGAUCAAGCUGGAUGGCAUUCGUGGUGUGGCUCAUGAACUGAAGGCCAAGUUUGACUUCGAGCAAGGUGUGAAACUACAGUUGGAGACUGACAUUGAGGCCAUGAGAAAGGACAUCAAGGCAGCGGCUGAGCUUCACGAGGAGUUAGACUUUCAGAAGGGCCAGCUGAAGGAUGAACUGGACUUCAUUGAAAAAAUGCAGCAAGAGGAGAUGGCCGGUCUUGAAACCAAACUGGGAAAAUCCUUUGACACAUCCUCGUCAAUCAUCGAGGUGGACACAGGCAAAUCCUUCGACAUCACAGAAGCCCUAAACAAGAUCCGGGCUGAGUAUGAGGCAACCGUGCGGACACAUAAGGAGGAGGCAGACACGUACUACAAAGCCAAGAUGGAGGAGUUUAAGGCGGAGGAGGAGAGCACCACCACCGCGCUGUCCACCACCAAGGAGGAGGUGAGCACCUCCAAGAAGGAGCUGCUGACACUACAGCUGGAGCUGGAGAACCUUGUCCACAAGUCGGUGUCCCUGGAGCAGCAGCUGGUGGAGGCCCAGGCUCAGUCCAGCGGUGCCGUGGCCGGCUACGAGGCCCAGAUCCGGGGGCUGGAGGUGUCCAUCGAGGGGGCCAAGAGCGACCUCCUCAAGCAGAUCCUCAGCUACCAGGAGCUGCUGGACAUCAAGCUGGCCCUGGACACCGAGAUACACAGCUACAAGGUGCUCCUAGAGGGCAUGGAAAGCAGUGAUUUCUCUGCCGCGUUUAGUGCCGCCUCUGCCGCCUCCUCCUCCCUGAACCUGUCCAAAUCUCCCGCCACGUCCGUCAGAAGCUCAUCUCCUGUCAAUCCCGCCAUGCAGGACAUGCUCUCUCUGGCACAGGGCUCAGAGGAAAUGGAAAGGGCAUCGUCAACCACUUUGACAGAGUCAAUAUCAUCACAGUGCUACUCAGAGACUACAGUUGAAACUACGGUUGAAACAAGAAAAGCAGAAAUUAUAAUUAGAGAGGAGAUUGUGAACAUGACCUCUUCAGAGCCAGAGGACUGAGAGAUGAGAUGGCUGGGAGGAGAGCAGACAUCACAAGACCAAGGACCAAGGCAGC
Messenger RNA from Engraulis encrasicolus (European anchovy), 1735 nucleotides. RefSeq names its product thread biopolymer filament subunit gamma-like. Lineage: Eukaryota; Metazoa; Chordata; Actinopteri; Clupeiformes; Engraulidae. Gene Ontology annotation, molecular function: structural constituent of cytoskeleton. The transcript is spliced from 10 exons. Gene Ontology annotation, cellular component: intermediate filament; axon; plasma membrane. Gene Ontology annotation, biological process: intermediate filament organization. The record is from RefSeq and is a predicted model, not a curated record. The coding region runs from base 1 to 1680 and encodes 559 amino acids.